AUGGAAGGUCUGAUUCCAAUGGUUUUCAAGGCCUUCAAGAAGAACAGAACUCGCAGCCAAUACAAGUGUCUCUCCACCUCCAACUCUACUCCUCCUCCUCAAAGCUACGACUUCUCACACGUCUAUCCUCAAGGUUACACCUACCACUAUGCCACGCCGCCGCCCCAUCCCGCUAGCGGCAGAGUUAACGGCCGACACCGCCGAACCAUGUCCUCCAUGGGCGAUUACUCCACCGGGUCUUCAGCCCCGGAGCCAGAGGAACACAGGCUCAAGUCCAGGCAGCUUUUGCGCCUUGGCAGCCACGGUUUCUUGUCAUGUGUCAAAUAG
This is a messenger RNA of Diospyros lotus (date-plum), 327 nucleotides long. RefSeq lists its product as uncharacterized. NCBI's taxonomy places the organism in Eukaryota, Viridiplantae, Streptophyta, Magnoliopsida, Ericales, Ebenaceae. The record is from RefSeq and is a predicted model, not a curated record. The transcript has a single exon. Bases 1 to 327 code for a protein of 108 amino acids.